AGCCAGGGAAGAACACACGGCCGGAAGAAUCGUCACAUAAUUACAAAUUGCCUUCUUCUUUCUUUCUUAUUGCCUUUUCCUCCAUUAUUUUCUUUCUUUUUCUUUGAGUAACGUACGUCGGUGUUCAGGGGAGUAGAAGAACCGGCUAGAAAGGAGAAAUACUUGGGAAGCAGCUCUUCAGCUUCUUCAAAGGAGACGGAGACGCAGCUCGUCGUCGGCCUCUCGAGUGACCAGAACACAGUAGCUAGCUAGUACACUAAUUGGGGGCUGAAGGAUCCGGCAAGCCGGCAGCCCGACCAUUGAGGAGAUAUCCAAUAUCCAAACACAGCUAAUUUAGUCUCUUAAACCCCUCCUAAAACCAUGGAAACCUAAGUCCUAAACGAAUCCCAACCUGAGAUUAACACAUUGUUCAACCAAAUGUUGACGUUCUUCUCAUCAGCAACCAGAAAUUCAAUCCUUUCUAAAACCCUGAAAUUCCCAACUCCCGAAUAUCUCAUUUCCCAUUUUCACAGCAUAAGCCGGGUCUCCAACCCUGCAAUCCAGUUCAUUCUCGAAGAAGCUGAGGAAGACUUCCCGUCCUCCCGGGAGCCUAUUCAGUCAUCUCCCUUUGGGAAUGGCGAGAUUCCAAGAUCUAGAGAAUCUGGUUCCGGAGUUCAGAUAUCUCACCCAUGGCCGGAGUGGAUUGACUUAAUGAAAAAGUUACUAAAGAAUGGAUAUUUCUCCGGCGACGGCAAUCCAUUUCCCAGAAACAACGAGUCGGGCAUCAAGGACUCAAACCAAAUACGCACUGCUUGUCUGAACUUCGCUCGUGAUCAGUUUGAUCUUGUGAGGCACAUGUCCCGAAAAGAUAUUCAGGUGAUUUCCGAAGCUGGCUGUCCUAGCAUUGAUAGAAAAGUUGUCAACUCUGGGAAGCGUCUAAGGGCAUACCUUGGCAUCGACGAGGGAAAUGUAUGCAGCUCCUGCAUACUGCGUGGAAACUGUGAGAGGGCAUAUAUAAAGGCACGGGAGGAUGAAGGUAUCGGAAGGACCGUGGAUGUCAUGCGUUUUCUGCUGACAUAUGGACUUGAUCCAACAUGUGGUUCAGUAGAGAACAAGUCACACAUGAACAAAAGACUCGAGGAAUCAGUAAGAAAGUUACUUAAAGAAAUGGUGGAGUUGAGUAUAAACGAAGGUGGUGAUUAUGAAAGUCAGGAUGCCUCAAGUGUUGUCAGGUCAUCUACGCAAGGCAUUGCUGAAAAUCAUAAAGACAGCACGGUGAAUGGUCCAAUGAAGCCAGGCGAUUGGUUAUGCACAAACUGCAAUUUCCUAAACUUUGCAAGAAAUAUCAAGUGCUUAAGAUGCAAUGGUAUAUCCCAAGAAAGACUCCAUAAUCUACGGAGUGAGCAGGACAAUCUUCCAUUGAAAAAGGGAGACUGGAUAUGUGACAAGUGUAAUUUCUUGAACUUCGCAAAGAAUACAAGGUGCUUACAGUGUAAAGAAACCCCUCCAAAGCGAGCACUUCAUCCUGGGGAAUGGGAAUGUGAAUCGUGCAAUUACAUCAAUUUCAAGAGAAACAUGGUCUGCUUGAAAUGCGAUCACAGAAGACCUAGAGCAUCGAAUUCUAUUGGCUCCUCUUUGCAUGCAUGUCCCAACACUAACAAUCGUCUUAGCAGUAGUCCCUAUCUUGACAGAGAGAAACAAUUCAGAGAUGGGGUUAAUGAGCCCAAUGCUUUCAAGAGUCACAGGCAUGAGUUCGUCUCAAGGAAUCAAGAGGCCGAAUUUGCAGACUUCCCCAUUUUAGGAGGUAAAAGUGAUAUUUCUAGGAAUGAACAAAAACGGGAGAAAUGGAAAAGGGAGACGAUGGAGAGGAGCACAACUGCGGUGAAGUCAAAAGAAGAAGACUUUGAAUUUAAGUCUUCCUUUGUUGAAACCAGCAACCAUUCACAGUUUCCCAAUCAUGACGAUGAGCAAAUGGCCGACUGGUUUGGUCACAAGACUAUUCAAAAUGACAAAAGAUUUUCCCCUUGACUGGAAUCUUUACACAAUGGCCUACUUUUUAAGCUUCUAACAAGGCAACAAUGAAGUGCAGCUAUGUGGAGUAAAAGUAGAAGCGGUUCUACACUGCUUGUAUAAAUGUACAGCGUUAGAACUAGUUGAUGCACGUCGUGUUUUGUUUGUUGAAAUAAAUGCUACAAGGUCUCAAAGAUUUGACGUACACGGUGUAUGAUGUUUGAUUUUGGACAUGGAGUUAUUUGAGAAAGUGGUCCAGCUUAGCUGGUCGUCGACUCACUUCCAUAAGUGGUCCAGUUUAGCUGGUCGCCGACUCACUCUCCUUAUGGAAGGUCUCGGAUUCAAAACUCAAUAGGUAGAGUUUCAGUCCAAUUUACUUCAGACCCCCAGUCCCCUCCUCCAGACACUCCUGGAGUAAAAAAAAAGGACAUGGAGUUAUUUAUGCGCCAUUUUUAGUGCUUUAUAUUUCUCACGCAUUCAAUCCACCAAUUGUAAAAUAAAUCGAAGCUUUAAUUUAAAACAUUAUUUAUACAGAGCGUAUAGAUUAAGACUUGAAUGUUGUUGUAGAGUUUAUAGAUAAAAAUGUCUUAGCACAUAUUAC
Cuscuta epithymum is the source of this 2590-nucleotide messenger RNA. The record is from the annotation of a GenBank genome assembly. Lineage: Eukaryota; Viridiplantae; Streptophyta; Magnoliopsida; Solanales; Convolvulaceae.